AUGCGGCCAGCCCCUCGAUUGGAGAUGAUUGGCCUAUCAGAGGAUAGCUAUGGGGAGCAUCUAAUCACCCCGCAUCGUACCCCUUGUGCAUACGAGUCUUUCAAGAUACAAGUAAGCACCAAAGGUACUCAACCUUCAUCUCAUCAUCCUCCCAUCUUCGGCGUCUGUUACGGCGCUCACCUCUGCGGAAUGAGGCCGCAGGCACGGCGCCCAUUACUCUACUUCUGGAAGCCCAAGCUUCCUGUAGGUCUGCACCUCAUAGAUGCAGCCUCCGAUCACCGUCGCGGAGCUCAUUCCGCUUCUCCCUCACUAAACAACCAAGCACGCAUCGUCAGGGAUGGGGGGCCCCAAAACGCCAGAGCGGCACAAUGGACGUAUAAUGCGGGGUUUGCCUCGGGACCCGAGUACCGAUUGCUGUCUCAUUCUGUUAGUGACGUGGAAGUUGAUCCCCCAUACCCAUACCUGCCGGGGUUGGGGUAUCGGCAACCGAAGCUUGAGCUAUCCCGCAUUAAAGUCUAUAUGCGACCCUUUCGGAUGGACAUUCGCGUGGCGAGGAAAUACUCAUCUCUCACACUUCAUCUCACUCAUAUAAAGCUCAAACCCACGUCCGCAAUUGCCGUCAGCCAGAUCCCCCACGCGGACGCCUCCGCCGUCAAUCACACAAACGGCAACGGCGUCCUGCCCAGCUCUACCAUUGCGCCUGAAAAGAAGCCCGGGCAAGACAAGUCAAAGACCCUGGAGACCAAGGGCUUCCCCCGCCCGCAAAAGUUUGACGAUCCGUACCAGCAGCGCCAGCACCUUAAGGAGCGUCUGGCCCUAGGCUUCCGCAUCUUUGCAAAGAACGGCUUCGACGCCGGCGUCGCUGGCCACAUCACAGUCAGAGACCCCGUUGAGCCGCAAACAUUCUGGCUAAACCCAUUUGGCGUCCCCUGGCCACUACUCAAAGCGUCAGACCUCAUCCGCGUAGAUGAGAAUGGCGAAGUGGUCGAGGGUGGCCCCGUCAGGCUCUUGAAUACCGCCGCAUACAUGAUUCACCACGCGGUCCAUGAAGCCCGCCCCGAAAUAAACUGCGUAGCCCACUCCCACUCCCUCUACGGCCAAGCCUUCUCCGCCCUCGGCCGCAACCUCGACAUCACCACCCAGGACACCUGCGCCUUCUACAACGACGUCGUCCUCUACAACUCCUUCGGCGGCAUCGUCCUCGGCAAAGAGGAAGGCCUGCGCAUCGCCGCCGCCCUGGGCAACAAGAAGGCCGCCAUCCUGCAGAACCACGGCCUCAUCACCUGCGGCAAGAGCGUCGAGAGCUGCGUCUACUGGUUCCUCAGCCUCGAGCGGUGCUGUCACCAGCAGCUUUUGGCUGAUGCCGCUGCGGGAGGGAGGGGCCACGAAACGGUCAAGAUCGAUCAGGAAGAUGCUGAGUUUACAUACAAGUCCAUCGGAUCCGAGGUGGCAGGGUGGUUUUCGGGGAAGCCUACUUUUGAUAUGAUGGAGCAUGAGUCUGGUGUUGCUUAUAAGAUGUGA
Colletotrichum lupini is the source of this 1521-nucleotide messenger RNA. Its product is annotated as class II Aldolase and Adducin domain-containing protein. Gene Ontology annotation, cellular component: cytoskeleton. Lineage: Eukaryota; Fungi; Ascomycota; Sordariomycetes; Glomerellales; Glomerellaceae. Gene Ontology annotation, molecular function: actin filament binding. The transcript has 9 exons. Bases 1 to 1521 code for a protein of 506 amino acids. The record is from RefSeq and is a predicted model, not a curated record.